AUGUACAAAUCCUUCCUACUCAUCGCGCUGGUCGCACAGUCAUUAGCGGCUCCAACACAGUCAGCACACAACAACAGCACAGUCGAAUAUCCAAGACAAGCAUCCAUAUUACCCCAACUGAAACGAGCCACACUCCUGGCGAAUGUCACCCAACCCUCCAUUGACCGAGAUUCAUGCGGAUCUUCCCGAAUAGGCAACCGUGUGUUCUGGACAUGUCGAGACACCCUCCGUUAUGACCCUCUUUCCAUGAAAGGUGUGCUUCCUCUUGCCGCCAAUACCGGGGGAUGGUCGGACYUCACGCCUUCAGGACCGCUGAUCUCGAGCGGUAACAAUGCUGUCGGAGUUGCCUCUACCGGGAACAACAGCAUCCACUUGAUGUAUGGAACCGACCCAAACAACUUGGUGCCCUACUUUCCCUUUCAGACAGACUCGUGCCCGCCGGCAGGAGUCUGCGCAGAUGGAUCCCGCUAUGUAGUCUGGCCAAAUCAACCUCCUCUCAUCACAGAGUCAAACUCGAGAAGUGCUGUCGGAUACUCUUGGAUCGCCAAAGAGCGCCUGAAAGGUCUCUCCUCCCUAACUCCUCAACCAGCCCACACUCUCUACAAACUAACCUGGUCCUCGACUCAAUCCCGCACCUCCCUCCCAAAAAUCUCCACCAUCUCCUCCAACUUCUGGAAACCCAACGAGAUCGGUUUCGGCCAAUACGGCAGCGUCAUACGCAACGGAUACGCAUACCUCUACGGCCAACUCCCCAACACAGGCGGCACAGUCCUCGCGCGAGUUCCCACCUGGGCGGUGGGGAACCGUUCCGCAUACCGCUACUGGGUAAAAGGACGAUGGACGACCACGGUGCCGAAAAUCACCGACACGUCAAAUGUCAUUCCCAACGCCGGGACAGGCUGGCAGGGCACUUUCUAUUAUUCUUCCGCGUUUCAAGCGUAUAUCUGGAUCGGGCAGCAGUUUAUGAAUCCCGUGGCAGAUUUCUGGAUCACGACGGCAAAGCAUCCACAGGGACCUUGGGUGAAACCUUAUAUGCUUUGGUCUGGGAAGAGUGGGGAUGGAUUUGUGGGUGCGUAUACGCUGCAGGCGCAUCCUUCUAUGCUGCCGAGUUUGACGGCGACGGAGAGGGGGAUUUAUGUUUCUUGGACACAACAGUGGAAUCCGGCGACUUUGCCGACGUAUGUUACGCCGUUGGCAUAUUUGGAGUUUCAAUGA
Molecule: messenger RNA, 1215 nt
Organism: Ramularia collo-cygni
Lineage: Eukaryota; Fungi; Ascomycota; Dothideomycetes; Mycosphaerellales; Mycosphaerellaceae
Exons: 3
Coding region: 1-1215 (404 amino acids)
Source: RefSeq, a predicted model, not a curated record